AUGAUGCUGAGAAGAAGUGCGUGCUUUUCAGGUAUGUCUUUCCUACAUAUUUAAAGUAAGAUUUGUCAGACUGAGAUGAUAAAAAGUAAUUAAACCUCAAGCUGCGUUAGCCAGAGUAAUUGAUUUCCGCAAAGAGAAAUUUUUUGUAUGAUGUCAGUUUACCUGAGCUAUGCCAACCUGACGGCAAACUAACUUGUUUUUCUUGUUACAGUGUCAAUAAGAACUACAAACUUUAUCAGUCAUAGCUUUAACAUGAUGUGUGUGAUCAGACUGUCCUUUCCAUUGCUACUGAAACAGAAUUUAUGACUGUUGUUAGGGUAAAGGUUUAAUCUAUUUUAAAUGAAAUGACCCACUGCUGUGAGGGAGUUUCUGAAGAUAAAGGAAAAAUUGAAGCCUUUUGAUAAAACCAGUCCUUGUAGAUUAUAAACCAACAUCCUCACUAUGAAAACUUGUUGCUUUCGUAACAGUCUCACUGAUAAGAGUUGCCAAAGUACAACAUAUUCCAACAAGCUGGGACACAAGAUAUGCUUGUUGUGGGAGUGUUUUUUUCUGCUGAAACGAAACCUAAAAAUUUUUUGGCACCUCAGUGCCAGAGGAGCAGAUGAACUAGUUAGUAGAGACUUCUGCAAUCAUCUCAUUAGUGAGUCACGCAGAGGCUCAGCGAGGUAUUGCGUGAUUUCCCAACAAACUGUUCAGAGCAGGUUACAUCUAUUUUCUAGGAUGAUGACAAAAAAAUUUGCAUACAUCUAAUAUAGACAUCAAACAUUUUUAACUUUGCAUUUUUUGUUGCGGUAAAUUAAAGAUCCAUAGCUGUUUCUAUCAGUCAGUAUGUUUACAUGACACCUGAGAAAACCAAAUUAUUGCCUUACUCUGAUGAAGACCGGACAACUGAAGUGCAUGUAAACACCUUUAGUCUGACUAUAAUCGGAGUUUGAGAACCCCAAUUGGAGUCGGACCACUCUGAUUAAGACACCCAUAUAAUGAUAACAUAGAUAUCCUAUGUUUUAGGUGAUGAGUACACCGGGGCACCUGGUGAAGUGGCUUGUGACAUCUGCACAGAGGACAAGCUGAAAGCUAGGAAGUCUUGCCUCUUGUGUCUCAUCUCGUAUUGUUCUACCCACUUGGAGAGUCACUCUUCAACUAGGAGGUUGAAGGGCCACAAGUUGGUGCAACCUGUGCAGAACUUGGAUGACAGGGCCUGUCUCCAGCAUGGACGGCCCUUGGAGGUGUUCAGCAGGAAGUCAGAAAGGUGCAUUUGUGUGCUCUGUAUGAAAGAAGAUAAGAAAGAGGUGGUUCCUACUGAAGAAGAAUGGAAAUGGAAAAAGGUGAGCUCCCACACGGAUAGCCUUAUCAUUUUAUGGUUUAUGCUUUGGUAAGUUUGUGGUGAUAAGGAUUCUGAUUUUGCCUUUUGGUUACCUCCAGGCCAGGCUUGAGGACACAAUGAUGGAGUUACAGAAGAAAAUUGAAAAGAGAAAAAAUCAGACGGAUGAGAUAAAUGUAUCACUGACGGACUGCGAGGUAAGUUGUGAAACUCUGUGGUCCCUAAUUAGCCAGAAUUGAAAGGGGAUCAGACCAGUUAGGUUGCGUUCACACCAACCUUGUUUAGUCCAGUUGAACUGAACCCUGGAGUGUUUACCUCCUUGGUGUGGUUCAUUUUGGCUGGUGUGAACGCUGGCCUCAAAUUCUGGUGUGGACCAGUCAACCUCUCUUGGGUUCUCCUGGUAGAGGUGGUCUCAGACUGCUAUCAAGUGAACUCUUGAGUGGUUUACUUCUGGUGUGAACCCCAUCCGCACCAAUCACAGGAAGCACGCCUCCAAAAACAAUGAGGUAGGCUCUAAUUAUUGCCAGUUGUCUUCUGUGAUGUGACCGUCCGAUUGCAGAGCAUCUCAGGUGACGUGGGUGUAUUAAUACAUUAUAUAAUUGCAGCAGUCUUUCCAGACGUUCAGAUACGCGGUCCGUGGUUCCAGAUUAGCACCAAGAUAAAAAUGAGCAGACGAUGCCUUAAUAAAAAAGUCCAUGGUGGAGAUUGAAGAUCAUCUUUCAUUGCAUCUCCCAUGUGUAGCCAUCACUUUUGUAUCAUAGCAUAUUCGCCUACAAUACCCAAUAUGCAACAGUACAUACACUACAUUAAGUGGUAAGGGACUCAGCUUUUCAAGCUCGUGGACCAAAAAUGCAAACCAGGGCUCAUUGCAUCAUCGAAAAUUUGACCCCUCUCAGGAGUUAAAGUUCCCAAACAAAGAAUCCCUGUCUCUGCUUUUCAAGUGACAGGCAUUGUUGUAAACUGUUAAAGAACAUAAACAGACAUUCUGUCUUUGCCUCUAUUUAAAGGACCGGCUGAAAAACGAGAUGGAAGAAAUCGAUGCCGUGUUCAGAGCUGUUCUUGCCAUUGUGGAGGAAGCCCGCGUGGCAGCUCUUCAGCCAAUCCAGGACAGAAGGAAGGCUAUGGAAGAGGAGGCUAAACACAUUGAAAAGAAGUUGAGAGGAGAGAUCCAACAGCUUGAGGAGACCCUCUCUCAGCUUGAAGAAAUAUCUGAACUUGAGGAUCACAUCCUAUUCUUACAGGUGAGAGGUUUUUUUUUAAGGAACGGACCAUGGUUUUUGAAUAACAAGUCUCUACGAAUUGAGUUGAACGUCUGACUUUAGUGAUUUACAGGAACAGUAUUGUAUCAAACUUGCCCCAGGGCUUUUACCAAACUUUGACAAUAACAGGAAGUUAUUGUAACUUCAACUCCAUGGCUUCUUAACUUCAUUUUUUCUUUAUGGCCACUCUGAUCUCUGAUCCAAAUUCUCCGCAGUGACAGCCAGUAGCACUCGCAAAAUCCUCAUUUAAAUAGGGCGUUCCACACCACUUUUGUGCCUGUUAGCAAUCACACAAUCAUAGUAGAUCACCCGCAACGCGCCCGCUAAUAUAGGGUGAACUUAGUGCUGGACGAUAAUUCGAUAACAAUAUAUAUCGAUCGAUAGACGUGUGCUGCGAUAGAAAAAAAACGGGUCGAUAAAAAGUUCGAUAGAAAAACACAGUUUCCCUUUCUUUUUCAUCAUAGCCUGUCAUGUAGCUUUUACUACAGUCAUUACUUCCUCCCAACCAAUCACAAACGCAGACCCAGGUACGCUACGGCACCAAGCCCAGCCCCUAUCAAACCACAACAGACAGCACGUGUAUUAGAAAAAAUGAUACAGCAAGGAGAGGCGGAGGACAUUGUCAGAAGUUCACCAGCAUGGCAAUGUUUUGGUUUUUAGAAGUCUGACAAAAAGCGAACAGCGGUCGUUUGCAAAAUUUGCAGAGAAUUAGUAAAAACCAAGUCUGGUAACACAACGAACUUGUUUUACCAUCUAAACCGGUCGCACCCGCAGGAGUACGAGCUGUGUCGGCCGCGCCGCGGCUCCACGUCGUCGGAGGAGGAAUCCUCUGGAACCGCUGCCAGCACCAGCACAAAGCAUGUGAAGCAGACCAAACUGGACUUCGUUUCUUGCCAAAAUACGACAAAGCGUCCGAGCGGCAUAAGGACAUCACCCAUGCAGUAACAUGCUCCAUAGCGAGGGACAUACUGCCAAUAACUACCGUUGAAAAGCCUGGCUUCGACCAGCUUCUAGCCACUCUCGACCCGCGAUAUGAAGUGCCCGGCCGCAAGUAUUUCUCAAACACAGCGCUUCAGGCAUGAAAAUGGGUCAGGGGUUGAAAAGGUGAGAAGAAUGCAUCCCGUCCACUCAUUAGCUUCUUAAAGUGGAAGAAAAUGAGCUCAUAUUUUACAAAGACGCGAGUAUUUGGAUCAUGGCUACUAGCAGGGGGUGCAUUCGGCAGGGGUGCAUUCUACGACACAACACCGGCGUGGAUAAGUCCUGCUUCUCGUGCUCAGUUUGCGUAUCAAGUCAAUCACAUGAUGAUUAAAAAUAAAUAAAUCUCCCGACCCCGGGAGAAAUGUUUCAAUGUUCAGACACCAGGCUGUGGGCAGUUUCUCACACAGUUAAAACUGGUAGUAUGUUAUUCCCACCUAAAGCUAUUCUGUUUGUUUAUUUAUAUAUUUGUUUGUUUUGUUUAUUUUCAUCAAAAGACUAUUUAAAUAUUUAUUUAUCAGAUUUUCUGGUCACUUUAGUCUAUAUGUUUGUCAGUAUUUACUGACGUCACUCAGGCCCCUUAAGUUGAUUUCUUUUUUUUUUUUGUUCUUUUUUAAAAAACUUUCAGUUGUGGUAAAAUAAAAAAGGUGGUUGAAUAAAGGUUUGAAUUUGAAUUCAGUGCUUCUGUGUUCUUUAUUAAAAGUAGGUCAUUAAGCAAUAGCAUAAAACAUCAAGGGCUGCAAUUAAAAUAUAUGUUAAAUAAUUAUAAUAAUUAUAUCGAUAAUUAUCGAUAUCGAUCAAUAUGAUUUAUUUUUUAUCGAUAUGCUUUUUUUCUAUAUCGUCCAGGCCUAGGUGAACAUAUUCUGACUUCCCAAAAAAAGAGGGCACGACUACGCAGGGAAGAGUCACGGAGUUGCACAAAGUUAAUUUUAAAAGGAUGCUGUGUCUUUUGCGCGCUUCUAUCUCAAUAAGUCCACAUGACACAAAUUCCAAACUUACAUUUGUGGACAUUUGUAGGAUUUUAUAAACUUCCCUGGACAGUCCCCAAGAGAGGACAUGUCCGGGUAAAAGAGGACGUAGUGUCACCCUACACUAAUACCACACGCAAUAUUUAGUUUGCACAUGCAAUUUUAGUGCUCGUAUUUGGGAUCUUAGUAGAUCAGGCCCCAAGACAUUCAUCUUGACCAGUUUCAGAUACCAUUGAUACCAUUAUUGGUAUCAAGAGGACUGUUAUUCAUCAGAAUGGACUUGGACCAUGUCAUGUUUUAAUAUUGUUGGUGCAUGAAUACAACAACUACUUUCGACUCAAUUCAAAAGAACAAGCAUGAUGUUAGAGUGGAACCAAAUAACUUGGACUGCUUAAUAGUUGCACUUCAUUGGACUACGCAAUUGGAAUUUCAUAUCUGCUCUUCUUGUCUCAGAGUUACCCAUCUCUUCAAGACCUGGACAACAUAGAAUACUACCCAGAGGUAGAGCUGGACACGUCACUGUCAUUUGGCACCAUGAAACAAAUCACAACCCCCAUGAUGGAAUCAAUUCAAAAGGAACUAGAGAAGCUGACCCCCAUCGGUAAGAGUUAAACCAAAGCAGUAAAAGUAAAGGAUUAUUGUUGACUGCAUUAAUCUGAAGUUGUUUCUUUACUUCACAGAACUUCAAAGAAUUACCAAGUUUAAAGGUGUGUGUUACAGUCUGUUUCUCUCUCAUGAUAUGCUUCCAAAUAUUGACUGUAGAGUCUUGAUGUUACAGUUGUUCACAACUUGUUCUCAACAGUGGAUGUAAAGCUUGACCCAGCUACUGCACACCCACGCCUUGCUCUUUCUAAAGAUGGCAAAGAGGUCAGAGAUAGUGGAGAGAACCAGGAAGUCGCUGAUUCUCCAAAGCGGUUUGAUGUGUUUGGCAGCAUCCUUGGGCUCGACAAGUUGCCAUCUGGGAAGUCCUACUGGGAGGUUGAGGUCAGGAACAAAACUGGGUGGGAUCUGGGGGUGGCAAGAGGUGGCGCAAACCGUAAAGGUAAUCUCUCCACAUCCCCAGAUAAUGGGUACUGGGUUGCCGUGCAUUAUGAAGAAGAACAGUAUGCAGCCAUGACAGCUCCACCAGUUCUUCUUUACCCGAAGAAGAAACCUCAGAAGGUGGGAGUGUUUGUGGACUACGAGGAAGGUCUUGUGUCAUUCUACGAUGUGAGAGAAAACUCCCACAUCUACUCUUUCACUAAGUGUUCAUUCAAUGAUAAGAUCUUCCCAUACUUCAGCCCGCAUGUCAAAAAAGGUCAGAAAAAUGCCGAUCCCUUGAUUAUCCUUUGA
This is a messenger RNA of Xyrichtys novacula (pearly razorfish), 5855 nucleotides long. NCBI's taxonomy places the organism in Eukaryota, Metazoa, Chordata, Actinopteri, Labriformes, Labridae. The record is from the annotation of a GenBank genome assembly.